ACAAACAUACAGAGACGCGCACACACCUCCUGUCUGUCUUGCUACAGCCAGCACUUGAAGCAGAGAUUCGCCUCCCACUAUAAAAGGCUGUGGGUUUCAGCCGGUCUGUCCUUACGCAGAGGGGAAACCUGUCUGUGGGCCGGCCGCCGCUCACCUCUGCGUGCGGACACCAAACAGGUCGGGGCGGUGCGUUUCGGUGUACGCGCACACAAAAUGUAGCCGGUACUUUGCAUUUAAAGUCGUCUUUGUAAUGUAAUACAGGCGCGUUAAUGUAGUCCCAGACAACGCAACGUUUUGUUUUGUUUCUCUACUAAACCAACAUGCAGCCUUAAAGCUACUAUCUCGCACGGGUGGAAGUUGAUUUUCAGUCCAGCGAUUCCUGUCAAGAUGGAAAGCACUCCUUAGGCGGACGACAUGGGAAAAUGGGAGCUAACAAUGAACCCAGUGCAGGAGUGGGGUGAGGAGUUUGAGGACGGUGCAGUUUACGGGGUCACUCUGCGUCGGGAGCCCGUUCCCCCCUCCAGCCCCAGUGAGCAGAGUCCAUGCUGUGCGUUUGUACAGUAUCGAACCUGCAAGGUGCGGCGUCUGAAGGCUGCUACCUUGGACCUGCUUGUGAAUCAUCUCCUUGACCCUGGUUGCCAGGAACAGGACUACAGCAGGAUCUUUCUGUCCACAUACAGAACCUUCACUGGUACCUCAGAGCUCAUAGAGCUCCUCUUCCAGAGAGUCAAUGCUGCCUCAGAUCUGGACAACAGUGAAUGCUACAGGAGUCUCCUCAGCCCUCUGUUGGCCUUUGUCCAGACAUGGUUGGAUGAAUACAGUGAGGACUUCAGAGAUCCUCCCCAGCACUCGGCACUCAGGCUGCUGUUGGAUCACCUGAAGAUCAGCUCUGCAGUUCAUGACAACAUGCGUAGCCAACCCAACUUCUGCUCAUUGGCGGCUCAGGCUGAGGCACUUCACAUUAAGUUACAGAAAGAAGAAGAUGAGAUGAAUGUCAGUUCUAAACAGGCAGAUCCGGAGCAGGAUGAGGGUUCUGUUGAUGAGGAUUCAGGAUGUGAAAACUCUCUGGAUCAAGGUGGCUUCAUGGAUUUCUCUGCUGCAGCCAUUGCCGAACAGCUCACCCGAAUAGACUCUGCUCUGUUUGUCAAAGUGGUGCCUUACCAGUGUCUUGGUUGUGUCUGGUCACAACGAGACAAGAAGGAAAACAUGUCUCCCACCAUUCGAGCCACCAUUGCACAGUUCAACACUGUUACCAACCAGGUUAUCAUGUCCCUGCUCUGCCAGCCAACAGAUGCCUCCUCCAGUCCCACUCCCUCCCGCCGGCCUCCCACUACACCUGCUCAAAGGGCCCGCAUCAUAGAGAAGUGGAUCAGAGUAGCACAGGACUGUCGUCAGAUGAAGAAUUUCUCCUCUCUCAGGGCGAUCCUGUCGGCCCUUCAGUCCAAUGCAGUUUACAGGCUGAGAAAGACCUGGGCUGCUGUUAGCAGGGAUAGCAUGGCCGUGUUUGAUAACCUCUGGGAAACCUUCCCUGAUGAGAACUGUGUUCUGACCAACAGAGAACUCCUGGUGGAGGACGGAGGCCAAGCAACCGUGGAUAACAUUUCUCCAAAGAUAUCCAAGCGGUGUCCAAUCCCCAGACAGAUGAGUACCUCGAGUGGAGUGGUUCCCUACCUGGGCACCUAUCUGACCGUCUUGACCAUGCUGGACACCGCUCUGCCAGACACUGUGGAGGAUGGGCUCAUAAACUUUGAGAAGAGGAGGAGGGAGUUUGAGGUCCUGUCGCAGAUCCGUGUGCUGCAGGCGUCUUGUUCCCAGUACAGCCUGCCCAAUCACCCCAGAGUCGCUGCCUGGCUGCAGGGACACAACCUGCUCACUGACCAGGAGAGCUAUGAAUUGUCGAGGCAGCUGGAGCCUCCUGUUGACUUAUGUUCGCCAACUCCCUGGAGCCACCGCACGCUCACAAAGAAACUCUCCUUUCUCUUGACAGUGAAUGAUGGGCCUAAAAAAGUCCCUGCUGACCAGAUCAGUGUUACAUCUUCUGGAUCCAGUGGAUCUGAGAUGGAGGAUCUCUCCUGCCCAAACUCCACCUGCUCUAUCAGACUGCAGUCCUUUCACAGCUCUUGCAACAAUGUGUCCGAGGCCUUCUCUUCCUCCCCGUCCUCCUCACCUUCCCCCUGCUCCUCGGCAGCUUCUUCUCCAGACUCUCCCACUCCCUCCGGCUCUUCCUCUGACUGCCGGGCGGAGCUCUGCACUCCGGCCGCGUCCUGUGGCGGUGCGCGGCCGAAGCCCACCCUGGCCUCCCACCACAAACGCUCCGUGUCGAUGACCUCCCUGCCGGUGUAUAACCGUCAGGUGGCUGACUCCUGUAUAGUCAGGGUGAGCGUAGACCUGGGCCACAACAACGGCAACAUGUACAAAAGUAUCCUGUUGACCAGUCAGGACAAAACUGCACAGGUGAUUCAAAGGGCACUGGAAAAGCAUCACCUUGAGCACAUGAACUGGUGGGACUUCACCCUGACGCAGGUCAUCUCCCAGGAAAGAGAGUUGCUCAUACCUGACAAAGCAAACGUCUUCUACGCUAUGUCCACAACAGCAAACUUUGACUUUGUUCUGCGCCAGUCCCCCAAAGGCCAGAAGAAACCGCUGAGAGCCACGUCUAGUCUCGGACGAUACACAAAGUAGCCGCUGGAAGAUGAACUGAGCUUGUGGGGCUCUCCUUGGAAAAAUAAAAUGUGACAUUAUUAUGGUACCUGAGAAGAUGAUGUUAAAGCACUUUAUGAAGAAGAACUCUGGCCUCAGCAAAAACUGAUGAAGCUUAAAAAACAUCUGGAUCAGACAUGCUUUUAUUUCCUCUUGGAAUUAACUUGUGUGAAUCAUGAAAAAAACAAACAACAACAAAAAACUCAUUCCUUAUCCCUUUCCCAGAGUUGUGUCGUAAAGCUUACUUGGUUUAACGUGCGUUGGAUGCAGUGCAAGUACUUCCACUUGCAAUAACUGUGUGGACAUGAAGACACACACACACUGAAACCCCCCCACCCCCCAAGGGGGCAACACGUGCCAACAUCAGUCACCUGUGUAUAUGUGAGCACUGAGGAAAUCACUGACCUUUUCCCAACGCAGCUGGGUGCCAUUAAUAACGUGUGUUAUAAAGGGAAUGGGGGCCGGACGCCGUGUGAAGGGCGUACAGUCUGUAAUGAACUCCUGGGGCCCCUCGGCAGGUUGUCGGCCACUCGAGAUGAGAUCCCCUGGUGUGCUUAUUUGUUGUUGUGCCAGUGCCAUCUGAGGAGCGGGUGGGGACAUUCUCACCGAAGAUCACAGUGUUCGUUGAGAAUUUCAGUCCAGCUCCUCCAGCGUCGCUGCGAUACUCAGGGUGUGUGACUGGCUGCCCCAACUGGAAGGAUGGCAUUCCUGAGCCUGGGUGACCAGAGCAGCAGCAGCAGCAGCAGCAGCAGCACAGACGGUGGUGCACAGGAUGCAGUCUUCACACGCAACUGGCUACUGUAUCUAGAUAAGUGUUUUAGAGUUCAGAUUUUUUUCUAAUAUUUUGUAUUUAUUUUCACUGCCAUGGUUCACUUUCAUCCCAUUGCUGAUUGCACCUUCACUAUAUUAACACUCAGUAGGUGGCUUCACGUUGUCUCUUGACUGGUAGGAACAUAUUUUGCUGUGAUCAGUGAGGUUAUAUUGUAAAGAUGUCUUAUCUUUUGAUGAAUAUUUAAAAUGUUAAUGAAAGGUUUUUUUUGUAAUUUUUUACUUUAAUUAUAUUAAAAAAAACGAUGUUCAGACUUGUGAUGUCUGGAUGUAAGUGUUGCUUAAACGGCUUGAUUUAAAGCCUAACGUGGAGCUCAGAUGUAAUCAUUUCAAUGACGUCAACUGACGUCAAAACUCGAGUCAGAUAGUUGAUACUGAUCAUAUUUUCUUACAGUCAAAGCAGCAAGGAAUAUGUUUAAAGAGGAACACAAUGAACUGACACACUUUUGGAAGUCCCUGUAGGCUGUCUUGGAGUCGAGACUUGCUGAAGAAAAUAAUGGACAUCUCAUCGACCUCUUCCACUUACACCGUCCCUGCAGAUCUGGGGGUUUAAAACACAGAAUACACUCUCUAAAGCUUAAUUCUAACUCACACUUCACAGUAUCCUCUGUCUUGGUAGUGGAAUGAGUUGUCCAACAAAUGCUUUAUGUUCACUGUUGUGAUUAAUGAAGAGAAUCUCACAGUUGUAAAACAAAGUAAAAUAAACAUUUUUUUUAUAAAAGGA
This is a messenger RNA of Scatophagus argus, 4252 nucleotides long. Its product is annotated as ral guanine nucleotide dissociation stimulator-like 1. The record is from RefSeq and is a predicted model, not a curated record. Gene Ontology annotation, cellular component: plasma membrane. Gene Ontology annotation, biological process: Ras protein signal transduction; positive regulation of GTPase activity. NCBI's taxonomy places the organism in Eukaryota, Metazoa, Chordata, Actinopteri, Scatophagidae. The transcript is spliced from 17 exons. Gene Ontology annotation, molecular function: guanyl-nucleotide exchange factor activity. The coding region runs from base 415 to 2682 and encodes 755 amino acids.